CCUCGGCGGCGCGCGUGGGGCAGCGGCCGGGGCCGGGGCGCAGACGCUGUGGGCUCCCGGGGCUCGGGAGCGCCCGCGGGCCCGUCUCCCCGGACCCGCGGAGUGGCCUUUGGAUCUCACAGGCGCGCACACCGGGCAGGCCUGACCGUCAGGCCGGCCAGGAUGCCCGUCAUGGUGGACGACAUCAUGAAGCUGUUGUGCACCCUCUCUGAGAAGAGGAAAAUGCAAGCAGCUGUCAAGCACUCGGGCAAGGGCGCCCUGGUCACGGGAGCUGUGGCCUUCGUGGGCGGCCUGGUAGGUGGCCCACCAGGACUUGCUGUCGGUGGGGCUGUCGGGGGCCUGCUAGGUGCCUGGAUGACGAGUGGACAGUUCCAGCCCGUCCCUCAGAUCCUGAUGGAGCUGCCCCCGGCCGAGCAGCAGAAGCUCUUUAAUGAAGCCGUUGCUAUCAUCCAGCACCUGGACUGGACAGACGCCGUUCAGCUCACCACGCUGGUCCUGGGCAGCGAGGCCCUGCAGCAGCAGCUGCUGGCUGUGCUGGUAGGCUACAUCACCAAGGAGCUGAAGGCCCAGAUCCGCUAUGACGACUAGGCCACCCUGCCUAGUGACUCAGAGGGGCUGGGGGCCAGGGGAGGCGCAGCGUGUCCUCUGCCUGGAGUGGCGUCUCCCGCCUGAGAAGAUACUUCUAUGCUGUGACAUAUUCCAGAAAUUAUUUCCCAGUGUG
Molecule: messenger RNA, 721 nt
Organism: Ochotona princeps (American pika)
Lineage: Eukaryota; Metazoa; Chordata; Mammalia; Lagomorpha; Ochotonidae
Gene: C16H19orf12
Product: chromosome 16 C19orf12 homolog
Exons: 3
Coding region: 163-588 (141 amino acids)
Source: RefSeq, a predicted model, not a curated record